Messenger RNA from Carassius auratus (goldfish), 1528 nucleotides. RefSeq names its product protein FAM107B. Gene Ontology annotation, biological process: actin filament bundle assembly; actin filament polymerization; regulation of actin cytoskeleton organization. The record is from RefSeq and is a predicted model, not a curated record. Gene Ontology annotation, cellular component: stress fiber; synapse; neuron projection. The transcript has 5 exons. Bases 757 to 1341 code for a protein of 194 amino acids. NCBI's taxonomy places the organism in Eukaryota, Metazoa, Chordata, Actinopteri, Cypriniformes, Cyprinidae.
AGCGUUUCCAGAGUCAUAUUUCAGGUCUGAGGGUUUUGUGUCCUUUAGUUUGACAUUUGCCCAUCUUUAAUCAGAGGGGUCAGUUUUUGUCAUUACAUCCUGAGGUAAAGAGAUCCCUGAGCUCAGGGUGACGACUCUCUUGUUACACAGCUGAAAACGAGCCAGUGCUUCUCGGACUGGUCUCCCUCAGCUUCAACGCAAAACUAACGAAAGCGUCUGAAGAAAUGAAUUGCGAUGACGUGUUUUCGGCUGGUCAUGUGAUCCGAGUCGACCUGCUCCAUUCAAAAUAAAACUGCUUUUCUUAGGCUACUGAUAUAACUGGAGUCAUCGCUUCAUAAAUGUACUCCACUUAGAAUCUAUCUUUCAAAAUUCGCCAACUAUUCACAAUAUUUUUGCGCAACAUAUUUGUAAAGAUGAAAUUGUGCUCGUGUCUUUUCGCGCACUCGGUGACAGAGCGUGAAUCAUUUGGACUAUCGUUCACUCACUGCCCCCAAGCGGCGUUCAAGUGAAGGGACUUGAGAUAAAGUGGCAUCUUUUAUUUCUCAGGUGUCCCGCGUUGAUGUGUGGUAAAUAGAUAUCUUGUACUCUUCGCUUCCCAGAUGGGACCUCGCUCAUGGAGCGGUGACGCACUUUCGGUGAAACACAAUCUCUACCCUCUUGAUACUCUCUUUGCUUUCACUGACGACCCCAAAGCACAGUUUCCCAGCAUGCAGCAGGAGCUUUGGCUGAGGGCUCCUCUUGAUACCUGCGUGUGCAAUGAGAUCGGCCGCUGCACAAACACUCCCGAAUAGACCGUCCGAAAAGGAGCUCAAAGAUGCCUUACUCAACAGCGUCGCUGGACACAACCACGUCUCCAGCUCCAGCAGACCAGCAGCAGCACAGCGCAGAGCAAAGACCUCACCAGACACUUUUAAUUGUAGUUCUUUGCAUCAUCAUGGCUAUAAUCGAGAAAAUGCAGAUAAGUGUGAUACUGCCGAGGGCCCCUGGAACCUGAACAACCCGGCGAAAGCCUCGAGGAACCAUCAGGAGCUUCACAAGGAGCUGUUACAGGCCCACAAACAGCGGGACAGAGGGCCGCUGGCGUGCUGUAAGCCGGAGCUACAGAUGGUUCUGGAGAAGAGGAAGAGAGAGCAGACCCAGAGACAGGAGGGAGAGCAGAGCAGGAGUCCUCUGGAGCAGGUGCUGCUCGAACGCCAGCACAAACAUCAGGAGACGAUGAAGGAGAAGGAGGAGGAGCAGAGGCUGCGUGAGGAGGCGCAGCUCCUGGAGUUUGUCCGAGUGAGACAGAACCUGAGGAAGGUCCACACAGCCCUACAGAAGACCCUUCACUCCUCAAUCUGACACAGUUCACAGUGUUUCAGUAGAUUCAUUAGUAUGUUAUUAAAUUAUUUACAGUCUGUUACAGUUCACUUCUUUUCAUAGAAGUCUGUAAUAAUGAAUUAAUAAUGUUAAAACACACCCAUGGUAAUCUUAAAAUACCAUUAGCUGUUAUAAUAACAAUUACUGAUAGUAAUUCUGUCAAACUAUA